CUGGUGGCCUACAGCGAUCAGCGUGGCCGAAAGAUCACUAUUAUUUUGCCCCUCAUUGGGUCUCUGGUCUACACGCUUUCAUUCCUGGCGGUCUCCUUCUUCGAGCUCAACCUCUACCUCCUCAUUGCCGCCAGCUUCGUAAGUGCCCUCUUUGGGGGUAUCGGCACCAUGCUAGGUGGCUGCUUCUCCUAUGUGGCCGAUUUGUGCGAGGACAGCAAGCAGAAAACUCUUCGCAUGGCUGUAGUGGACAUGAUGAUUGGCUUGUUGGCCGGUGUGGCAUCAAUCUCCACUGGCUACUUCCUGCAUGCGGUCGGGUUCAACUGGCCUUUCUUCACGUCUGCCAUAUUUCAGGUGGUUAACUUGCUAUAUGCCAUCUUCAUUCUGGAAGAAACCAGGGUGAUUGACCGGUCAGAGACUGUGGCUUGUUGUCAGGCCAUGCAGAAACUUGUAUGUGGUAUCUACAACUUGUUUGCAGGAGGCAGUAGUCAAAGAAAAUGGAUUCUUGUGCUGUUGAUUGUCACUUUCUCCUCCUUAUCUUUUGUCAAUACGGGGGGUCUGUCCAUGAUCACACUUUACGAACUCAAUGAGCCGCUGUGCUGGAGCGAGAUCCUCCUUGGCUAUGGCGCCGCGGCCAGCACCUCCAUCUUUAUCACU
This is a messenger RNA of Sinocyclocheilus grahami, 654 nucleotides long. Its product is annotated as solute carrier family 46 member 3-like. The transcript has a single exon. The record is from RefSeq and is a predicted model, not a curated record. Lineage: Eukaryota; Metazoa; Chordata; Actinopteri; Cypriniformes; Cyprinidae. Gene Ontology annotation, molecular function: transmembrane transporter activity. Gene Ontology annotation, cellular component: lysosomal membrane. Gene Ontology annotation, biological process: vacuolar transmembrane transport. The annotation marks the transcript as partial.